CCUUCAUCACUGCGCCCUGCCGGUGAGCUUCCCUCCGCUCCUUCUCUCGCUCAUGGUAGCGAAGGUAUAACCAUGGCUGUCUCACUCUCUCUCCUCAUACCCACUCAGGCUUCUUCUCACCGUCUCAAUUCCAUCCCCGGAACUAUAUGCUUCCCCUUUAGCCGGAGAGUCUUCACCGUCCAGCGGAGCUUCCUCUCCGGCGAGCGGUCGUUCCUCGGCGCCGGGAAGGCCAGGGCUAAGCCGCGGGAGCUGGUCCUCGGCAACCCCUCCGUCACCGUCGAGAAAGGUAAGUACAGCUACGACGUGGAGACCCUGAUCAACAAGCUCAGCAGCCUCCCGCCCCGCGGCAGCAUCGCCCGCUGCCUCGACAUGUUCAAGAACAAGCUGUCCCUCAAUGACUUCGCACUCGUGUUCAAGGAGUUCGCCCAGCGGGGCGACUGGCAGCGGUCUCUUCGCCUCUUCAAGUACAUGCAGCGGCAGAUAUGGUGCAAGCCGAACGAGCAUAUCUACACGAUCAUGAUCAGCCUCCUGGGCCGCGAGGGACUGCUCGAUAAAUGCCGGGAGGUGUUCGAUGAAAUGCCGACCCACAACGUCCCUCGCAGCGUCUUCUCGUACACUGCGCUGAUCAACUCCUACGGCCGGAAUGGUCAGUAUGAGGUUUCGCUUGAACUGCUUGAUAGGAUGAAGAGUGAGAGGAUCUUACCGAGCAUUUUGACUUACAAUACUGUGAUAAAUGCCUGUGCUAGGGGCGGUCUUGAUUGGGAGGGCUUAUUAGGUUUGUUUGCCGAAAUGAGACAUGAGGGAAUUCAACCGGAUCUUGUGACUUACAAUACUCUGCUUAGUGCUUGUGCUAGUCGGGGUCUCGGAGACGAGGCCGAGAUGGUGUUUAGGACAAUGAACGAGGGGGGAGUAAUUCCCGACAUAACAACUUAUAGCUAUCUUGUUGAGACAUUCAGUAAAUUGGGCAAGUUAGAGAAGGUUUCGGAGCUGCUGAAAGAAAUGGCAUCCGAAGGGAACUUGCCAGAGAUCACGUCGUAUAAUGUGUUGUUAGAGGCAUAUGCUGAAUUGGGUUCGAUUAAAGAAGCUAUGGACGUUUUUAGGCAGAUGCAGGAGGCAGGGUGUGUGCCGAACGCGACCACUUAUAGCAUUUUGUUGAAUUUGUACGGGAAGAAUGGGAGAUAUGACGAUGUCCGCGAGCUGUUUCUUGAGAUGAAAGUGAGUAAUACCGAGCCGGAUGCAGCUACUUACAAUAUAUUAAUUCAAGUGUUUGGUGAGGGUGGUUAUUUUAAGGAGGUGGUGACUCUCUUCCAUGAUAUGGUGGAGGAGAAUGUCGAGCCAAAUAUGGAGACAUAUGAAGGAUUGAUAUUUGCAUGUGGGAGGGGAGGGCUUUAUGAUGAUUCCAGGAAGAUGUUACUUCAUAUGAACGAGAAGGGGAUUUUGCCCAGUUCGAAGGUCUAUACUGGGGUCAUUGAAGCAUAUGGGCAGGCUGCCUUGUAUGAGGAAGCCAUUGUUACCUUCAAUACAAUGAAUGAAGUAGGCAGCCGGCCCACUGUUGAAACCUUCAACUCGCUUAUUCAUACAUUUGCACGGGGUGGACUUUACAAAGAGGCCGAGGCAAUAUUGAUAAAGAUGGGGGAGUCUGGAGUUUCCAAGAACAGGGAUACAUUCAAUGGUAUGAUUGAGGCAUAUAGGCAAGGAGGUCGGUAUGAAGAGGCUAUUAAGACUUACGUGGAGAUGGAAAAGGUGAGAUGUAAUCCCGAUGAGCGGACACUGGAGGCAGUUUUGAGUGUCUACUGCUUUGCUGGUCUUGUUGACGAGAGUGAGGAGCAGUUCAGGGAAAUUAAAGCUUCUGGACUAUUGCCCAGCGUUAUGUGUUACUGUAUGAUGCUUGCUGUUUAUGCGAAAAGUAAUAGGUGGGACAAUGCGUAUGGUUUGCUGGAUGAGAUGUGCAUGGACAAGGUUUCGCAAAUACAUCAAGUAAUUGGUCAAAUGAUCAGAGGGGACUAUGAUCAUGACUCAAAUUGGCAGAUUGUUGAGUAUGUUCUCGACAAGCUUAAUUCUGAAGGAUGUGAUUUGGGGGUGAGAUUUUAUAAUGCACUUUUAGAGGCACUUUGGUGGUUGAACCAAAAAGAGCGUGCUGCUAGAGUGCUUAAUGAAGCGACAAAGAGGAGUCUCUUUCCUGAACUUUUCCGUAAAAACAAACUUAUUUGGUCUGUGGAUGUGCAUAGAUUGUGGGAAGGUGGUGCAUAUACUGCUUUAUCAGUUUGGCUUAACAAUAUUAGCAAGAUGUUUGGGAGUGGAGAGGAUCUUCCACAGCUAGCAACCAUUGUUGUUCUUCGAGGACAGAUGGAGAAGAGAUCAUCUGCAGAAGAUACUCCCAUCACAAAGGCUGCAUUUUCCUUCCUCCAGGAUAAUCUUUCAUCACCCUUCGCUUUUCCUGGUUGGAACAAGGGAAGAAUUGUCUGUCAAAAAUCACAGCUCAAGCGAAUGUUGUCAGGUGCUGAAUCUCCAUCUGAGGGGUCCAAAAGUGAUGCAAUAACAACUUUAAGCAAUGCUCCUUUUCCUCCUCUACGGGUUAUGACUUCCAUGAGCCAAAGUCAUAGGGUCGAACCUGAAGCAAGAGGGCAGAAGAAAUCGGAACUUUUAGGUAGCACAGUUUAAUAGGCAAUACAAAUUCCAUCUAUCAAAUAUUCGACCUCGAAUGUUUAUUCUUCCCAUCAUAGAAGCAGGAGUUCAAACUGAAAGGAUAAUUGCUCUCUGAGCUUAGUGUUUACCAACUUUUGGGUCGAGAAAUUAUGAGCUCACACUGAGCAUUCUCUGGCCGUCUUCUUUAUGGCCUUAAGACAGCAUGAGCUUCAAUCUCGAAUGCUUCACUUUGGAGUGAAGGGAUGAUGGGAAGUGAUGUAAUUUUGUAGCUCUCCUGCAUUAGCUGAAGGUGUACAUUAAGUUUCUUUAUGUAAUAAAGGGCUAUCUUUUUGGCUUUAUAA
Messenger RNA from Punica granatum (pomegranate), 2987 nucleotides. NCBI's taxonomy places the organism in Eukaryota, Viridiplantae, Streptophyta, Magnoliopsida, Myrtales, Lythraceae. The record is from RefSeq and is a predicted model, not a curated record.